GUGCCGCAACUCGCAUCUGUGCCUGUUGAACCCCUCUAAACUUUUUUCAUACAACUUUGGGCGAAUCACAAUCUCCGGGGGAUUCGAAAAUGGCGAGCUCGUUGUUGCGGCUGCGCGGUUUGAAUCUGGUUCGCACUAAUCGAGUAGCUCUUACGUCUUCAACCAGAUGGUUCUCUUCGGACGACGCCUUGGUCGAGAUCAAGCCUGGUGAGAUCGGUAAGGUCUCCGGCAUCCCCGAACCAGAGCUUCGAAGAAGGGUAAUAAUUUACUCACCUGCUCGAACUGCAACACAGCAAGGCUCUGGAAAAGUCGGGAGAUGGAAAAUCAAUUUUUUGUCAACACAGAAGUGGGAAAAUCCAUUGAUGGGUUGGACAUCCACAGGGGAUCCAUAUGCCAAUGUUGGUGAGGCUGCACUCAGCUUUGAUAGUCAAGAAGCUGCAAUAGAAUUUGCAAAGAAACACGGUUGGGAAUAUUCGGUCAAGAAGCGCCAUACUCCUCUCUUGAAGGUUAAGGCUUAUGCUGACAACUUCAAGUGGAAGGGCCCGGCAAGCAGUCAAGGAUGAACGAGUCUGUAUCCCUCGAAGAUGAUCUUCGAGAGAGUGUGUUUAGCUUGUUAGAAAAUGUACUUUUGACGCCAACUUGUUGCUCAUGCAAUAAAUUUCUUGUUUCUAUUGAAAAUUAUAUUCUCCGAAGUCUUUGUUGUUUGACAUUCUGAAUAUGUUAAACAUGUACUAGUGAAAGGCCUGUGUUGCAGGUUUGACCUAUAAAUAAAAAUUAUCAAAAUACCCUCCCUCCCUCGAGGAUAA
Messenger RNA from Tripterygium wilfordii, 806 nucleotides. Its product is annotated as NADH dehydrogenase [ubiquinone] iron-sulfur protein 4, mitochondrial-like. Lineage: Eukaryota; Viridiplantae; Streptophyta; Magnoliopsida; Celastrales; Celastraceae. Gene Ontology annotation, biological process: electron transport chain. Bases 90 to 563 code for a protein of 157 amino acids. The record is from RefSeq and is a predicted model, not a curated record. The transcript has 5 exons.